CUCUCGCAACAGAUGCCUUGUAUAUUGGAGAAAGUCCUUUUUUAAUCAGAGCACCCCCUUGCCUAGCAGCUCCACAUCGGCCUCGGCCUCUUCGUCUUCCUCGAGAAUCCCAUCUAGCACCUCCUUCGUCGCCGACACUCCUGCCUCCCAGCUUCCCAUUGAGGGGACGCUGCCAUCACCACCCACUAUGGCCAAAUACCCUGUUGAUCCUACUCCCCACCUCCCUCCUGGCACCUCGGUUGUAGCUCCCAACCCGCACCGUCCUCAACGUGGAUACGUCGUUCUCAGUGGUGGCGUCCCCAUCAUCUGCGACGAAUGGGCCAUUGCUACCUUGGCGCCACCGGUGGAGAAUGAAGAGUAUGGAGACGCCUUGGAGAUCAUCCGCCACUUCCUCACGAAUCGCCGUCUUCCAGUCCGCUUCACCUCCCGCUGUGGGUCCUGCGUUUUGUUCCGCAAAAUAGAGGAAUCAACCAUAGAGAGGCAGUCUUUACUCAUGAUGUCUGGAUUAUGCUGCUUAACUAUCCGCUUGAAUGUUGGGACAUUGAAGCUGUGACUGAUGCUUUUGUUCCUUAUGGAA
Molecule: messenger RNA, 577 nt
Organism: Brachypodium distachyon (stiff brome)
Lineage: Eukaryota; Viridiplantae; Streptophyta; Magnoliopsida; Poales; Poaceae
Exons: 2
Coding region: 188-553 (121 amino acids)
Source: RefSeq, a predicted model, not a curated record